Molecule: messenger RNA, 2886 nt
Organism: Letharia columbiana
Lineage: Eukaryota; Fungi; Ascomycota; Lecanoromycetes; Lecanorales; Parmeliaceae
Exons: 4
Coding region: 1-2886 (961 amino acids)
Source: RefSeq, a predicted model, not a curated record
AUGUUGCCCGCAUUCCACAUCCGAAAUUUGCAGCCUUCGCUCGUUCGAAUCGACGCUCCAUGUUACGAUGAAAGUAUCCAUAGUCACCCAGCAGCAACACUAAAAUAUUACGACGAAGAUGACGGAGACCUGAUCACGCUUGGGUCAUCCAGAGAAUUGACGGAGAAGCUGAAAGAACCUGUCAUACCGCCCUCAUCAGGCCUUUUGGCAGACUUGCAGCAUGGUCUUCAAUCUUCAGAGCAUCAUGUAUUCGAGAUUGAUGACCGCAACUACGUUCGAAAGCUUUGGGAAGACAUACAGAACAGCUCUAGCAAGGACUCGGAGGACGGUCCCGUCGCACAAGAUAGGGGCGAUGCCACGAGAUGGAGCGCAGAGAUGAAGACAGGUCUGGCGAUUCUCUACGAGAGGCGGAGACACGAGAUAUGGAAUCCGAUCGCAGAAGAACUUGGCGUCACUUGGCAGUCAGUUGAUGCGAUGCAUUGGGCUUUGGGUCAAGAAGAAAUGGCUCGUAGAGCUUAUGAGCCCAAUUUGCAUUCUGCGCAAUCGAGAAGCUCUGAAGAAAUCGCUGAGGCAAAGCCCGAGUCCUCGUACAAUGGCCCCAGUACGCAACAGUUCGAAGAUUAUCGCGUCCACCAUUUCAAUGCCACGAGACCACCUCAAGUACAGCUAUCAAUGCCGGUAACACCUCAGCCGGUUAAGGCCACGGCUGGGCAAGCUACCCUUACGAGGGUCUCAAAUGUGGACUUGGAUCGCUCAGCCUCGUCACUCAAGGGGAAGAAUGGAGAAGCGAAUCUUACUGUGGAAGGAAAGAGGCAGGCACAAGCUGCAGGUGACAAAUUACGGGCGAGGACUGUUUUAUCGCGCCAUAGAAAGGGUAUCAUGACUGCAGUCGACAGCCAUCUAAACCGAUGGGCGAAUUACAAGUCAUCGACAUCGGCAUUUCUUCCCAAAGCGUCUACCAGCGUGUCUCAACCCUUUGAUGGACCUGGCCUGACCUCAGAAGGGAAAAGACAGGCGCAGGUAGCUGGCGACAAACUUCGCUGCCGGACAAAUCCUAUUCGUCAUUCAAGGCCUUCCCGUGUAGGAUCCUUGGAACAUGAGAUUAGCAAAAAUCGCUGGUCCUCCUAUAGCGGAACACGCGCGACCCGUUUUGACGAGCGUCAAGACGCUCAAGAAGAAGCAAGCGACCCCUCGAAUACUAUGAAUACUGACGAAGUGCCCAGUCAUGGGCAGCCAUCUCUUCUGGAGGUCUUUGAAGCGGAGUUGGCCAAGAAAUUCUCGGCUACAGACAGCGAGGAAGCCCAAGAAGUUGGACCGCGAAUGUCAGUGCCCGAACCGGCUAUUGGGGUCGAUUCCUCUGGCGAGACAUCCAUAAGUCAGCCUUUGCUUCAAGGCUCACAUGCACUCUUGGGACUCAUCAACGAGCAACUACAGGAGCUCACUGCUGGAGAUAUGGCGUUAUCGCAAGACUUUUCUACAGCAAUCGAUCAUGGCCUUCGUAAGGCUGUGAGUGGGGUUGGUGCUUGCAUACUAGGCAUUGCACGAGGGCUGCAAGAAGUAUCCAGUGUCUCACGUCAAGCAGCAGAUAGGACUCGGGACGCCGAUCAUCAGCUCGUGGACGACCCAAUUCUCGGUUUCCAGAGUCUGACGGGGAGCUUUACCGCCGCUUUGAGAAGAGAGAUGGCUGUAAACCCGCCUGGAACUACUUUCGCCCCUCGCAGAAGACUGGGAGAAGUAGAGACUGGCUCGAGCUCUACUGCAUUGAGCACAUCGCAGGACAGAGACCCCAAUGAAGACGCGAUGACUGCGCAUAAGAGCAAUGACUCCCCCUUUAAUGGUGGCAUUGAUCCGUCUGAGACAGCCUAUAAUUCGAGGCUGAAUCAUGCAGCUGCGCCAAGAUACAUAUCUGAAAUGCCUGCGAGCCCACAGCUAGAGAUGGAACGCCAACCUAGGUCUCGGCCUGCCAUGAGCAAAGAACCACGAUUUCACAGGCCUGGACCCAUCAACCUCCCAAAUCGUCCGGGAUGUGUUGACCAUCUACCUGCAAGUUCACGUUCAGUUGAUGAUCACUUUCCUACGUUAGCCCAGUUCAAGGGAGAGAGUUUUGGAGCUCCUCCAAGCUUCCCAGCAUUACCAGGUAUGAAAGUGCUACUUCCCCAGCGAGCACCCCGUCUCUCUGAAUUUGGUACCAAGGCUGGAGACUCUGGGCCUGCCAAUCGGACCCACUCAUAUGUCAGCGGUCCGAGUGGCGGAGAGGCAUCCCGGCGAUCUCAUGAUCCGGUAGCUGGGCCUGGCGAGCAAUCUGCGCAGCGAAACGGGCACGAAUUCAUACCGCUGAGCUCUCUGAGCUCGGCAGCUUCGUUAGCAGGGCCUUUUGACUCUCUGGAAGCGGAACUCUCAGCCCGGGCCAAUUUGAGUGAAGGACUUCGUCGGAAUGCCACUACCGCUAGCAUAGACACCACGCACGCCUCAAGACACCGAAGACCUUACUCUGAAGUUUUCGAUGGUUCAGGAAGGGUCGCAUGGGGUGCAUUUUUGCAGGACAAUGGUCGCGGGCCAAGAGGUCUCUAUAGGGCUGGUGACGACAGAGGCAGGCCUCGAGGUGCCAAUCGGGAGCAUUCCACAAGGCUGUCUCGGCGCGAAGCGGAAUCACGACGCUCGCCUCUUGCAGCGGCGAGGUACGACGAUGAGCAUCACGACGACUCUACCGUGAGCAAGAUUCAUGAUUGCGUUGGGCAACUCCAAGACCUUGGUUUUGGGAGCGACGACGAAGAUUUUGUGGACAGACUCCUAAUAUACGCUCAGGCUGCAGACGGGUCACUGGUGGACGCUAUCGAUUUGAUUGACGAGGAGCAGCGAGCGUAUAGGGAGAGACUGAGUCAGUAA